Molecule: messenger RNA, 3824 nt
Organism: Myripristis murdjan (pinecone soldierfish)
Lineage: Eukaryota; Metazoa; Chordata; Actinopteri; Holocentriformes; Holocentridae
Gene: tcf25
Product: TCF25 ribosome quality control complex subunit
Exons: 18
Coding region: 155-2194 (679 amino acids)
Cellular component (GO): RQC complex
Source: RefSeq, a predicted model, not a curated record
CCAAUGAAAUUGACCCUUACUCGUGUGUCGUUACUGGAAGCACAACUUGUCAACAUUGCUGUGCUUUAAUGUAGGCUGCCUCACAGGCUAACGUUAGGUAAAUAGUAAACAGGGAAUUGUAUGUAGCUGUAGGCCAUAAGCAAACCAGUGGACGAUGUCUAGCCGGGCUCUGCGGAGGCUGAAGGGGAAGCAGCGCGGCCAGGAGGACCUGGACCUCGGACACCUAACUUUAGGAGAGGAUCCGGAGGAGCAGGCUGACGAGGCUCCUGUCCCUGUCCAGUCCAACAAGACCAGCAGGAGCCGAAAAGCCAAGAAGAACAAGGCUCAGAAAAACGUCGGCAACAUUUAUGAGCUGAUUUGCGAUGCAGAGAAUGAAACAGAGAAGAUUUCCACUGACGAAAAUGUGGAGAAGCCAGACGGGACCGAUGAUGCUGGUUUGGAGAAAAAUGACAACAGAGACACUGAAGAAAAUCAGCAAAAGGAAGAGGAAAGGGCUACAAAGUCCACAUCUAGAGACAAAGUCAAAAAGAAGAAGAAAAAGAGGAAGACAAAAAUGACCUCAGAGGAUAUACAGGAGGACGGAGCAGAUGAUGAUAUCGAUGCAUUGCUGGAGACCAUCGAGCAGUCCAACGGUGUGACCGUACAGAAUGCUGGCUGUGGAAGUUCAGACAACAGAUCUGUGAUAUACGUGGAGCACAGGAACCUGAAUCCAGAGACAGAGCUGAAGAGAUAUUUUGGGGCUCGGGCUGUUCUUGGAGAUCAAAGACCUCGACAGAGACAGAGACAGUUUCAUCGCAGCACCUGGAUGGCCUCUCCUAAAGACACCUGGCCUCGCUUCAGCCGCCCAGGAAUCUCAAUGACCUUACUCCAGUCAAAGGAUGGCCUGCAGUACUUCACGUUUGAGCACAGUCGAGACUACCAGCAAGUACAGUUCAAGUUCCUGGAUGCUGUAGAGUCCAUGGAUCCAAACAAUAUUGUGACCCUGCUGCAGAUGAACCCCUAUCACAUUGAUUCUCUGCUGCAGCUCUCUGAUGUUUGUCGCAUACAGGAGGAUCAAGAGAUGGCCAGGGACCUCAUCGAGCGGGCCUUGUACAGUUUUGAAUGUGCUUUUCACCCAUUAUUCAGUCUGACCUCAGGGACCUGCAGACUUGAUUAUCUCAGACCGGAGAACAGGGCAUUUUAUCUGGCUGUUUAUAAGCACAUGAUGUUCCUAGAGAAGAGAGGAUGCCCACGGACAGCCUUGGAGUACUGCAGACUGAUCUUGAGUUUGGAUCCAGACUCUGACCCACUCUGCAUGCUGCUGCUCAUUGAUUUCCUGACUCUGCGCUCCAGAGAGUACCACUCUCUCCUCCGCUUAUACCAAGACUGGGAGGAGUACAGAAAUCUGUCCCAGCUGCCAAACUUUGCAUUCUCUGUGGCGCUUAGCCACUUCCAUCUCAGUGAGCAAGAAGACAUCGAUCCUGAGGAAAGUGAAAAACACAGACACAAAGCCGACCUGAUGCUGCAGAAUGCUCUAAUCAUGUUCCCUGGAGUGUUGAUGCCUUUAUUGGAUCUGUGUACUGUGCAGCCAGAUGCUGCAGUCUCAUCACAUGCCUUCUUUGGCCCAAAGAGUCAGAUGGGGCAAUCUCCAGCCCUGGCCGAGCUGAUUGGACUGUAUGUGGGAAGGACUCACACCUUGUGGAGAGAAGGAGGGGUAAUGCUCUGGCUUGAACAGUGUGUGAAGCAAGUGUUGCAUCGAGUCGAUACCAAAGAUCCUCUGGUGGAGGACUGUGAGAACAAGAGAAAGCAGAGGUACCAGAGUGCACCACGCAACAUCCACCGCCAUGUCCUGCUCUCUGAGAUCAAAGAAGCCACCUCUACUCUUCCUUUAGACGUGACCACUCAGCCUGUGAUGGGCUUUGACCCUCUUCCUCCUCUGGACUCAGUGAUCUCUUACAGCCGGCCGCAGAGGCAGAAUGCCAGACCCUCGAAUGAGAGUACGUUGUCGCUGUUUUUCCGUUCUUUGCUGCCAAACUUCAACCUUCAGGGUGGCCCGAGGCAGGAGGACGACAUGGAAGUGGCUCGAGCCGGUCGGGAGCUUAACCAGGAGGUGAAUCGUCUAAUGGUGGCAAUGAGGGACAUGCUGGCCAACAUCCAGUUUCAAGAGCCACCGAGAGAGGACAACCACGACACAGACGAGGAAGAAUGGGACUGAGGGAGGACAGGGACGGGUGAAAUGAGAAGAAUUUAUUCCGAUCAUCAAGAAGAGUGGAAUGAAAAAGAUGAAGAGCAAAUUAACAGGUGGUGUGAGGCUCGAUGGAAGUAAUUUAAGGAUGUCAAAUACAAUUAAAUUAACUUUAAAUGAGACGAGAUGGCAGAUUUGUUUUUUUGUUCUUAAAUGUCACAAUUAAAAAAACAUGUCGGAACGAUGAUAUUCCUUAUGCCAAAGGAAAUGGGCAACAUGUAAUUAUGAGCUGUUUUGUCUGAAGCCUCACUCUCCUCUGCCUUAAGAACAUUUAUGACAAGGGCAAGUUCUGCACAGUUUAAAAAGUCAUUUGUUAUUUAUGCAGUUAAUGGGAGUGCACCCGACAUUUCUGGACAUUACAAACUUUCUCCCAAGUUUAGAAUUCAAAUACAUAGCUCUGAACUGAAAAAUGCAGUAUCUUAAUAAGAAUAAGGAAAACAGCAGCUGAUUAUCUGGAAAUAAGGCUUCAUAAUCACCUUCAGAAUGGAUAAUGUGCUAAAAUAAUAAUGAUAAUCCAACUGAAUAAUGUUUAUCAUUAUCAUUAUUACUAGUUGUAUCAACAGUCACAUUGUUUUUUUUAUGUAAAAUAAUCAAACAUUGUGUGGGUCCACAGUGUCCCACUCAUUGCCUAUGAGAAGCACCAGAUUGUAUAAUUGAUGAUAUCAUGGGUUCAAGUCUUACUCCGCUGGCUUUACUAGAGCUUAUCACUCAGGCAUACUGAGUGGACUGCCCUAUACAAUGGGAACAACAUCACCAAGUUGCUUAUUACUACUAAAAUAUUUUGCAUGGCAACAACUUUACACAGGUUUAAUACCCCGAAGAACUGCACCUUUUAUACAGGAAGCUUUUAUUCUGACUGUUGCCUUUGGAAUUUGCCAUAUUCACGUCAGUUCAGUGCAGGGGAUUUAAAGGUUAAUAUCAAAUAGGAUAAUGGGCCUGAGGUGAAUCGGAUUUGCUCCAAAUGAUAUGAUUGAGGCACACAGUCGUUGCUGUCUUUGGAUAGAUUCCUAUAACCAAAUUGAAUAUGGAAGUUUGUAAUGGUUUAAUUUUAGAGCCAGCCAACCAGUGCUUGCAUUCAGCUACAAAUCAGGAGUAGCACACAAUCAGAGGCUGUGCCCGGUUUAAUCCAUUUUAUAACCCACCCUCCAGAACCACUGCGAAGCGUAUUUUAAAUAAAUUUAUGCAGUGUCGUCAAUGAGAAAAAAAUUUGAUUUACAAAAUGACACUGACAUGACCCACUUAAACAAUUAUGAGUGCUGAGCUUCACUUUUUCAGACAAGCCUUUUAGAGGGAUACUGCAACUGUAAUAAACUUGUACAAAAGUCACUGUGAUGUAAUUUAUUUUUCCUUAGAGGUUUAUAAUCAUUAAUCCAGUCCACGUGAAGCUCUUUUUUUUUUUUUUGCUCCCCUUCAUUUGGUGGUCAGGGCUACAGUGGCUUCAGAAAGUAUUCAGACAUCUGCACUUCUAAUCCAUACUAUUAUGUCAUAUUGACUUAAUUUAAAAUUUUACAUUUUUUGUCAUCAGUCUACACACAAUAUGAGAAAGGAAAACCUGUUUUAAGAAGUUUUGCCAAUUAAACUGUUUUAACAACAAAAAUUA